Molecule: messenger RNA, 588 nt
Organism: Prorocentrum cordatum
Lineage: Eukaryota; Dinophyceae; Prorocentrales; Prorocentraceae
Source: the annotation of a GenBank genome assembly
AUUUUGGCCCGAGAGUCCUCUGCUGGGCUAAUUAGAGCGGGCGGCUGCAGCACCGUCUCGAUGGGCCGCAAUAGCGCAAGCGAAAGCAGUGGCAUCCAGGACGAGUUGCCCCCCUCUGUAACCAGCUGGUUGCUCGGUCUGCUUGACACGGCCUACGGCACGCAAGCGUACCUGAAGAAAGUGUUCCUUCCUUGUCUGAGGCAUUGGACUGAUGGGUGGGGCGACCUCACGGUGAUAGAGCAGCUGUAUUCUGAGUCCAGAAGUUUGCUCGAGCGACAUGCGCGGGGUCCUCAGAACAAUGCGGCAUUUGUGACUGUUCAGGCUCGUUCUGAGCGUGCGGGGGGGCGCGCAGUCUUGGAAGGGAUCGUCUGGAGCCCGCUCCACGCCUUCCUGCCUGAGGAGGCGGUCAGGGCACCAUUCCAGGCGUGGCUGCCGCGAGGAGAGCCGUGGGCAGUAGUGGUUCUCUGCGGGGGCACUGCAGACGAGACGUACCUCCGUUGCUCCAGCACGGCGUUGCAUGUCUGUUGCCAACGAUGCCGUUUUACGGUUCAAGGAGACGGAAAGGACAGCGAAUGUCGGCGGAUCUAA